AUGGAUUACUUUGCUAAUUAUGAAGUAGUAGUAGAGGGUGAAGAAGGGGAAGGAAUACAAGAAGAAUUCACACAUCCUCAGUGGCACAUGACAUCAACGGAUUCCAUGAUUAAUGAUGAAAUUACAGAGUUGCUCAAUCGGCUUCCACGUAUUAAACUCCGUCCAGAUCAUGCACUUACACAAGAUGCGAACGAGGAGCAAGAAGAGUCCACCGCGUUGACGCCGCUUCAAGACUUCUACUAUGAAAGAGACAUCGGAGGUCACUUUAUUUCGGAAUCAACUCCUGAGUAUUCCAUAUCAUCUGAUCAUUAUGGAUUCCUUACUGAAGUUGCAUCGUCUUCACCUGAUCUCGAGCAAAUCAUUUUCCAAUUGCGAGAUGCACUCUUUCCAACGGCUACUGAGGAUGAACUAGAGUAUCUACUACAAGAUGUCUUUCCCACCUCCGCCGGAGCUGCUGAUGAUGAGGUUUUCUAUAAUAAAGAAUCUGGAUUGUGCGAAGAUGUUGUUCUGCAGAAUCUGCUACCACGAGCAAGCCUACAAGAAGAUGCGGAAGAGAUUUGUUCAAUAUGUCUUGAAAACUACGGAGCACAAGAAGUGAUUGGGAAACUACGUUGCGGACAUGAACACCAUCUAGAUUGUAUCAAGAACUGGAUUUUAGUGGAUAACUCGUGCCCUCUUUGCAAGACCCAAGCUGUCUCGAUGCCUAAGUAA
Molecule: messenger RNA, 711 nt
Organism: Oldenlandia corymbosa var. corymbosa
Lineage: Eukaryota; Viridiplantae; Streptophyta; Magnoliopsida; Gentianales; Rubiaceae
Source: the annotation of a GenBank genome assembly